Linum trigynum is the source of this 2755-nucleotide messenger RNA. The record is from the annotation of a GenBank genome assembly. Lineage: Eukaryota; Viridiplantae; Streptophyta; Magnoliopsida; Malpighiales; Linaceae.
ACCACAGAUUUUGUUUUCUCUUCUAAUUUUCGACUUUCCCCCGUCUUACCUUUCCUGUUUUGCGUAGAGUUGCUUUUUGUCUCCAAGGCCAUUCCCCCGUUCUUCCGUUUCGCAUUUUUCCUGAGGGUUUCGUGCCUGGAAGCAGCAAGUAGUCACACUUCGGCGGAGCGAAUAAGCCAUGGGAGAAACAACCAUGAAGAAGGAAGUGGAAGACGGAGAUUCCACCAGAGCGUCUCCGAUGCCGCAUGACGACUCGAAAUCCGCCGGGGAAGACGACGCUGCUACGCUACUGUCUCUCUCCCCUGAUUCUGCUGCUGACGCUAACCCCGACGCCGAUCUUGCUCCGCUCUCGGUGCAGCUGGGCAAUCCGAUUGAGAAGAGACAGAGGCGCUUGACGAUCAAGCUCUCCUGUUCCGAUUCCAAAAUUGAUCAUGCAAUGUCCAGUCAUGCAGGGAAGUGCAUAAGGUCAGUGCGAGCGAAAAAACAUUGUGAGCAACACGGGACCAGGACGGAUGUGUUGAGCACCCCUAAGGAAGUCAAGUCACCAGCUAUGAUUCGUGCUGAAGAGAUCCAAUCAAAUCUGGAACCUGAAUUUCCUAGCUUCCUGAAAGCUUUAGUCAGAUCACAUGUUGGAAGUUGCUUUUGGAUGGGUCUUCCUGGGCCUUUCUGUAGAGCAAACUUACCUAGUGAGGAUACUACAGUUACUCUGGAAGAUGAGGAUGGGAAGGAAUUCAACAUCAAGUACAUUGGAUACAAGACAGGAUUGAGUGCUGGUUGGAGACAGUUCUGUGUUGCCCAUAACUUGCUCGAGGGAGAUGCUUUAGUGUUCCAGUUAGUUGGAAACUGCAGAUUCAAGGUUUACAUAAUAAGGGCCAAUGAUUUGGCUGAAGUUGAUGGGGCAUUAGGUCUACUGAAUUUGGAUGCUCAUACAAAACAAAAUGACGCAGAUUUCAUGGAACAAAAAGGUCAUGUAAAUACAGUAAUGGCCAUUGUACCCAGCAAAAUUGCCAAGAAAAGACGGUGUAAAGCGCCUCAAUCAUCUUUCCUUCGAAAGAAGAAGAGGAAGACUAGCAAGCCAAGAUCAUCAUUCCAUGACACCACCGGGCAACCGCCGGCUGAGCAAUCUGAAAACGACAGUGAAGAAGUUGGUUCUGAAGUAUUGGAAGGUUUCAAAUUAUCCUUUCCUGGACUUAAGUUUAAAGACAUCCAGAGCUUUGAGGAAUUUAGCAUUGUGAUCGAAGGGUUAGUCUUAGAUUCUGAACUAACUGAAGACGUACGGAGAAAGUACUACAAGCUCUGUUGCGGUCAAAAUGCUUUCCUUCAUGAAGAUCUCAUCAAGGGGCUCAAUUUCAAGCUGGUUGCUGGGGUCAUUUCUGAAAUCAUUAGUAUUGCUGAUGCCAUGAGAGGUUGCGAUCUUUCAACUUCACGAGAUGAGUUUGCUACCUGGGAUAAGACAUUAAAAGCGUCUGAGCUUUUCGGUAUGAAUGUUGCGUUUCUACGUGCUAGGCUAACACGCCUUGUUACCCUUGCCUUUGAUUCUGAAGAUGCUGCAAAAACAAGAAGGUACGUGGAAGCUAGAACUGGGAGACUCCACAUUGAAGAUGAGAUAAGAAACCUAGAAGCAAAGCUUGUAGGACUGAAAGCAACCCAUGAAAGGUAUGGAUCUGAUGUUGAGAAUCUGAAAACAAGAGCUGAAAGAUACGAGGUCAAGUUUAACCGGGAGGUUCUCGCUCCAUGGUAAACUUUACUUUGGAUUCAAACAUCACCGAGAGUCGCCUUACCUUCACUAUGGUGUUGGAGAGUGUUUUCUUACUCGGAAACUAAGGUGUUUGGUUUCUACAUGGCAUGUGGUUGCUGGACAACAGAGGUGGAAAGCAACAGUAGUGUAGACUAGUGUGAUAAACAUGCUGUAAUGUUUCCGAAUUUAAAUGUGGUAGACAAUUAAUUGUUCAACUUUUACAUUACGUGCCUCCAAAUGUAGAGAGAACACUGUAAUGAUCUUACUGUUGUAAGCAGGGUAAUGGUGUAAUCUUUGUAGACGAUGUAAUGUUGUUUCUUGAUUUCAAGAAGAACCAUGUAUUGCUAUGUUUCUCCUCUUCCUUACAUUCUCAGCUUGCUCAAGUUCGCAUGUGACGACAUACUGCUAACAUAACAAGCCGGUUUUUGUUGUUUUGGAGAUGCAGGCAGCUACGGACCCUGUGGCUACUUCUCCCAGUAGGCUGCAAAGUCUGGCUAGGUAUGAGAUCUUUGCCCUUGAUAUUUAUUAUUUUACCUCAUGGACUGGCAGGUUGCUGAGACUAAUGUUCUUUCACUUAUCUUGUGGCAGAAUUAGCGCUUUUUUCUCGAUUGGAUGGAUGAUGGAUGGGGAGCCACUCUAUCUACCCUAUUGACUGUUGAGGGGGGCUGGUUUCAGCGGUAGAUUAGCCAGACUUAUCAGCAAGCUUUUGCACAGAAAAUAAAGGUGGUGGUCAUAACAAAGAAAAUGAAGCAGGUAAGCAUUCAACCCCAAAAAGUCUUUAUUGGUUCUUCUAGUUUCUAAGGUUGUCAAAUCGGUUUAUGCCAGUGUGCCGGUUUAGCAAGUGAAAUGAUUUGACCGGUGGUACAUACCGGUUAAUAUUACAAAUAAUUUACAAAUACUCAUAUUUAAACACGACAUUUAACGUAAAUCGCUAAAUAUUUGUUCUUGAAUCCAACAAAUAACAUCAACAUUUAACUUUUUAACACAUAAUAUAAAUAAUAAAUUACUUUUUAUCAA